GAUCGGAUCCGGAUCGGGAUCUGGCUGAGAGGAUCGGGAUCCGGAGAGGCCCGGCCCGCAGAGACUGGCGGCGGCGAACGGCGACUAGUGGCCCCCAGACGAAUUCGUUCUCCCACUGAAACCCGGAAGACAGGACCACACUGAAGCUGACCAGAAAAAAAUCUGUCUAGAUUCAAGGGAGAAAGGACCCUUUGAAGAUGUCCAGCAAAACAGCCAGCACCAACAACAUAGCCCAGGCCCGGAGGACCGUGCAGCAGCUGCGGCUAGAGGCCUCCAUCGAGAGAAUAAAGGUGUCCAAGGCAUCCGCGGACCUCAUGUCCUACUGUGAGGAGCACGCCAGGAGUGACCCCCUGCUCGUGGGCAUCCCGACCUCGGAAAACCCUUUCAAGGAUAAAAAGACCUGCACCCUGCUAUAGUGGGAGCAAGCUGUCUCCUCUCUUCCUCCUCCUCUGCCUCCUGCUCUUCCUCCCAGUCCGCAGUCGCCCGGUGGGGUUGCAGCGGCGCCUUCUGAGACCUGCCCUCAGCUUCUGGUACCACUGCUGCUUGUCACUUGGAUUCUCUUGGCCGGGAAGGACGGACUCUGAUGUCUUGCAACUCCAAGCUGCCCUUUCUUUGCAAUGCCCUUCACCAAUUUCCAACAGAAUGGGACCUUGUUUUCCAUGUGGGCACCGUGGGAUUGGAUCGGGUGGCCAGGCGAGGAAGGGUGGUCUGAGCCCCUCACUGACACCAUCGUCAGAGCACAGCUGCUGCGGGGAGGCUGAGCCCUAACUUGGCUGAGCACCUGUCACACGAAAAUGCCAAGAAUGGCUUCCUUCACAAAGCCUUUGUACCGCAUGGUGUUCUUAGGGCUGUGCUAACCUGUUCUGCACACAAGGGAGGACUCCGGGAUGUCCAUGUGCAUCUUUGUGUGUACACUUCUCAGAGUUUAUUUCUUCAUUAAAACUUUCCAGUCUGUGUCACAUCAGUUUCCCAA
This is a messenger RNA of Octodon degus (degu), 973 nucleotides long. RefSeq names its product G protein subunit gamma 12 (gene Gng12). The record is from RefSeq and is a predicted model, not a curated record. Gene Ontology annotation, molecular function: G-protein beta-subunit binding. NCBI's taxonomy places the organism in Eukaryota, Metazoa, Chordata, Mammalia, Rodentia, Octodontidae. Gene Ontology annotation, biological process: G protein-coupled receptor signaling pathway. The transcript is spliced from 4 exons. Bases 198 to 416 code for a protein of 72 amino acids. Gene Ontology annotation, cellular component: heterotrimeric G-protein complex.